Molecule: messenger RNA, 1044 nt
Organism: Exophiala oligosperma
Lineage: Eukaryota; Fungi; Ascomycota; Eurotiomycetes; Chaetothyriales; Herpotrichiellaceae
Exons: 3
Coding region: 1-1044 (347 amino acids)
Source: RefSeq, a predicted model, not a curated record
AUGGGCUCCAUAUCAGGAACAGAUGUCGCUCAGGCCUCUGUGGUCAACAUACCCAUCGUGGAUCUCGGGCCAUUUUCGUCACCGUCCAGCACCGCCGAAGAAAGGCGUGUCGCUGCAGAAGCGCUGGUCAGGGCAUGCAGGGACGUGGAGUUUGUUUACAUCCAAAACCACGGCGUCUCACAAGAGGAACUCGACGAGGCUUUUCGAGUGUCGAAAAACUUUUACGAUCUCCCGCGCGAGGAAAAGAUGAAGGCGCCUCACCCUCCAGGAUGGGCAGUCCACCGAGGGUAUUCGUGGCCGGGGUUGGAAAAGGUGUCAAACAUCCUCAGCAAGACCGACGACGAAGAGUCGGUCAAGCAGUUGAGGGAGGUCCAAGAUUUCAAGGAAAGCUACGAGGUCGGAUCAGACAACAACCCGAACCAGCCCAACGUGUGGCCUCCGGGCGACGUCAUGCCCGAAUGGAGACCGUCCAUGACCUCCUUCUACUGGACUUGCUUCGAGGCCGGAAAGAGGAUUCUACGUGCGUUGGCCCUGGGGAUCGGACUCGACGAAGACCACCUCCUGGGUUACCACAGCGGCGACUACAACCAGCUUCGUCUCCUGCACUACCCGCCGAUCCCAGCAGAGGCCGUCGAGGGGGGCAAAUUCGCCAGAAUGCCCGCUCACACGGACUGGUCCACGAUGACCAUGUUGUUCCAAGACGACUGUGGGGGUUUGCAGGUGGAAGAUCCCAGGAGGCCUGGAGAAUUUAUCGACGCCCCUCCCAUCCCCGGCACUCUCGUCAUGAACGUAGGCGACUUGUUGAUGCGAUGGAGCAAUGAUUACCUCAAAUCUACGCUGCAUCGAGUACAGUUACCAUCCCGGCAGGACCGGUUUUCAGGCGACGAGAGAAUGACGAGAGCACGAUACUCGAUACCCUAUUUCAUCACGACCGAUCCGGACAGGCUGAUCGAGUGUCUUCGCUUCGACGAGGAGCAUCCGCCAAAGUAUGAGCCGAUCACGCAGCGCGAGUAUUCUGCAAUGAGGGCCAGGAUGCAAUAUUGA